GGGCGCGGCCUGGCCGUUCUCACCGUGCUUCUCUCCGCAGAGCUGGCCAAUUACGAGCGCAAUGUUAACCGGGCUAUCCACAAGUACAACGCCUACAGGAAAGCGGCCUCGGUCAUCUCCCGGUAUCCGGAUGGAGUAGGUGCUAAAAUAGCUGAGAAGAUAGAUGAGUUCUUAUCCACUGGGAAACUACGCAAAUUGGAAAAGAUUCGACAAGAUGAUACAAGUGCAUCUAUCAGUCUCCUGACACGAGUUACUGGCAUUGGUCCUGCUGCUGCUAGGAAGUUUGUCGAGGAAGGAAUUAAGACUUUAGAAGAUCUGAGAAAAAAUGAGCACAAGCUGACCCAUCACCAGCGAAUUGGGCUGAAAUAUUUUGAAGACUUUGAGAAAAGAAUCCCGAGGGAAGAAAUGCUGCAAAUGCAGGAAAUUGUGCUGGAAGAGGUAAAGAAGCUGGACCCAAACUAUAUUGCUACAGUCUGUGGCAGUUUUAGGCGAGGCGCAGAGUCAAGUGGUGAUAUGGAUGUUCUCGUAACCCAUCCGAGUUUCACAUCUGAAUCAUCCAAACAGCCAAAACUUUUGCGUCAAGUUGUAGAACAACUGGAAAAAGUCCACUUUGUCACAGAUAUGCUGUCUAAAGGUGACACCAAAUUCAUGGGUGUCUGUCAGCUGCCAAAUAAAGAAGAUGGGACAGCUUAUCCACAUAGGAGAAUUGAUAUCCGGCUUAUCCCCAAAGAUCAGUAUUACUGUGGUGUACUGUACUUCACAGGAAGUGAUAUAUUCAAUAAGAACAUGAGAACUCACGCUCUGGAAAUGGGCUUCACGAUCAACGAGUAUACAAUCCGUCCCUUGGGUGUCACUGGAGUUGCUGGGGAGGCCUUACCGGUAGAAUGUGAAAAAGACAUCUUUGACUAUAUCCAGUGGAAAUACCGAGAGCCAAAGGAUCGAAGUGAAUAAUUGCUUGUCUAGGUUUGUAACCUAGAGAGACGUUUUCAUAGCUUCCUAUGAACAUACAAAGUGCAUAUUCUUUCUUUGGGUGUUAUUGCAAAAAGUGUUCAUUACUGAUGUUUUAAAGCAAGUCCAUAGCACUAGCACAGAAUGUGUAGUGAAGAUUAAAUCCUGUAAGAU
Mesitornis unicolor (brown roatelo) is the source of this 1122-nucleotide messenger RNA. RefSeq names its product polymerase (DNA directed), beta (gene POLB). The annotation marks the transcript as partial. The record is from RefSeq and is a predicted model, not a curated record. Gene Ontology annotation, biological process: double-strand break repair via nonhomologous end joining. Lineage: Eukaryota; Metazoa; Chordata; Aves; Mesitornithiformes; Mesitornithidae. Gene Ontology annotation, cellular component: nucleus. Gene Ontology annotation, molecular function: DNA-directed DNA polymerase activity; DNA binding. The transcript has 13 exons.